AUGAGGUUGACAGGUAGAGGACAGGUGUAUGAGGAGGGGAGACAGAGAAACCUUCAGUGCAUCUUGAGAGAGUCGAGGAGGAGGUGCUGUGCUUCUGACCAGGCCGGAGAGGUAAACCACAGGAAUCAUGACUGUGGUGACGGUGGCAGCAACAAUACUGGCCCUGGCGUGCAUCACCCCAGCAGGAGGAGAACACAGCCAUCUCCUGGACGCCUCGCCCUUCUUCCUGGAGCCCCCGCGCCUAGGGACACUCCUGACGGCCACGUGGAACGCUUCCAAGGCCUCCCUGACGUGGGCCCUGCAGUAGAUGCCACCUCGCUACCUCUUGAUCAUGUGCCCUUAAGUACUUCCCUCGACAGGUCUGAUUUCCAGGAAGAAAUAUUUGAUUAUCCUUUAGAAGACGCUCCGGAACAUGAGGGCAUGAUUCCAGCAUUCCAGGAAGGCAACAGUGAUGGGGAGGACACGCCGUACGAGAUUCCAGAGACAUUCGAGUACCCAGAUAUUCCAGAACAGACGCAGGCCCCGGAGAUGAGGGAGGAGCAGCAACCGGCGCCUCCAGCAUCACAGCCAGGGUUCCAGGACGUUCCAGUGGCCGACGUGACGCCCUUGCAAGAGGAGGAGCUGCAGCUACAAGCCCCAAAUAACCAGAACCAGAACCCCAACCAGAACCAGAGACCUGAGAACCGGUACCCUCAGUACUCAGGGGGGGACAGACAGCAAGUCAACACCCAAGUCCCCCAUUUCGCGUCUCCCCAGUACGAGGAGAGCCAGGAUGUAGUGGACGUGGUCUCAGCGCCCCGCCCUUCAAGAUCCCCGCCCAUCUCCUCCCGCCCACGCCCACCCCAGUACUCCCAGAUACCCUACCGCCGCACCACACACCCUAAUGAGCUCCCAUUGUAUUCCAGCAACGACCAUUACGACUUGGAGGCUCAGGGGUCCAGGGAGCAGUACAGAGUGGCUUAUGACUACGAGGAGGACCUGCCUGGGGGUUUUCAAGGGGAGGAGCUGAAGGAGGAGGAGGAGGAGGAGGAGGAGGAGCCAGAUCGCCUUAGUGUUCUCCUCCUUGACUCCACCUUCCAGUGUUUCCAGAAGAAUAAUGGAUAUUACGCUGACGAAGAGCUGGACUGUGAGGUCUUCCACUAUUGCCAGGACAACGUGAAGCAUUCCUGGCUGUGUCCUGCUGGAGCGUCCUUCCACCAGGUACACCUCAUCUGCAUGCCACGAUCAGAGGACAACAUUUGCGCCCGAUCCUCCAAAUUCCACUUCGUCAAUGACUUCUUGUACAAGGAACUUCAAGCGGAGGACGGACGCAACAAGACCUACGCCGACAGAUAUUACCCAGAAGGCUUCGAGUAUGGCGUGGCUGGGACAGGUGGUGGAGACGCAGGGGGUGAUCCAGGCUACACUGAUGGCUUUGGUGCUGGAAAUGCUGGAGGUACUGGAAGCUUCGGUGCUGGAAAUGGUGGUGGUGGUGGUUUUAGUGCUGGAAAUGUUGGCACUGGUGGUUUUAGCAGUCCAGGGCAACCUCCGCAUCGCCCGCGUCGUCCCAGACCUAACCAACAGCCGCCCCCCGCCCUUCCUGGAUGCUCUCUCUCGCCAGCAGGAGCACUUCCAGACCCAGCAGGUGAAGCAACAUGCACCACCACCACCACCACCUCCUUCACAACCACCAGUAUCAUCACUACCCACGUACCAGGAAGCACAACAACUACAACUACAACAACAGGAGGAGGAGGAAGAUUUGUAUGAGGAACCCCCACGUCAGUUCCAGCCACAGCCACCACCACCACCACCAAUCCCAGCAACAAGCACCUAUACCACAAUUCCAGCCGCAGUCACAAGGGUUACCACCACCACCACCACCACCACCACCACAUAGAGGGGAUUUCCGCCCACAACCACCACCGCAGUUCGCACGCCCCCCACCCCCACAGCGCCCUCAAAGGGUUUUCAGGGGGCGGCCGGAGGUGGGGCGUGAGGUACCGCGGGGCGAAAGCAAGGGCCUCUGAUACCCUGGAAGAGGCGCUGACCGCAGAGAAGACCGGGGUUUUAAAAAGAAGCUCUAAGAGAAGUUAGGGAGUAAGAGUGUGUGUGUGUGUGUGUGUGUGUGAAGGAGUGGACUGGGUGUUUCUGUGUGUGUGUGUGUGUGUGUGUGUGUGAGUGUGUGUGUGUGUGUGUGUGUGUGUGUGUGUGUGUGUGUGUGUGUGUGUGUGUUUGUGUGUGUGUUUACCUGUUUUUGUGAAUUAAUAAAGUAUAUGAUUUGUAGUAAAGAAA
Scylla paramamosain (green mud crab) is the source of this 2274-nucleotide messenger RNA. RefSeq lists its product as uncharacterized. The record is from RefSeq and is a predicted model, not a curated record. Gene Ontology annotation, cellular component: extracellular region. Lineage: Eukaryota; Metazoa; Arthropoda; Malacostraca; Decapoda; Portunidae. Gene Ontology annotation, molecular function: chitin binding. The transcript has 5 exons. Bases 1 to 1749 code for a protein of 582 amino acids.